CCCCCAAAGACAGGUCAUAAUAGGAAGCUGUUACCUCAGUUGGCCUGAAGGGGAAAGGGAAGGAGAAGUUACCAGAACUCAGGGAGGGUUGUGGCUGUGGCUGUGGCUGUGGCUGUCACUGUGGUGGUAGGAAAGGGCCACCAGACAGGGAUUCUGUCCUCAGGUAGAGUGACACCACCACUGCCAAACCACAGCCUGGCAGGGAGAGCGCCAGAAAGUUUGACACCCCAAAUCCCCCUCCUCUAGCCCUCCAGUCUCCUGUCAGGGUCUCCCUUCCCUGAAAGCGACCAGGAGCCCCAGGGAAGGGAGCCCAUUGGUGAGGCACAGAGACGUGCCCUCCCAGGACGCAGAGGAGGGUGGAGAAGGUGGAAAGGAGAUUUGAUGGCAAAUGGAGAGAACCGGGCUCUUCUCACAGCCUCAUCACAGUCAGUCUCCCCGGGACUGUCCCUCAGUGAGCUUGCCAGUUUCUCAUUGUAUCUCCUCAGUUUGUUUCUUGACCGACUGUCUGUCCACACCUCUCUAUCCGGGUUCACUUCUUUGGAAUAAUCUCUUACUAUCAUCAUAAAUGCAGUGAGAAAGGAAUGUAGCUUUUUUUUAAAAGGUGGGUGUACACGGGUAUUUAUAGAUAUUUUAAGUUUAUGAUUUUGGCUGCUCUAAAAAGAAACCCAUUGUAAGAUUGAUUGUGUCACUCGCACAGAGUUAGGCCCUGGGACACAGCAGUGGACAGGAGAAAAGCACGUCCUGUCCUCAUGAAGCUGACACCCUGGCCCAUCUCUAGCCCAAGACGUCUGGCCAUACUCACUCCUGUCAUAGCAAGGGGUCACCUUCCCCUCAUGACCCAAGUCAUGAUCUCCUCUCUCCCUGGCGGAUGGACCGCUCUCAGUCUCUGAGCCUGCCCCUAGCUCGUGCCUGGGGCUUCUGACUUCCUGCCCCUGAGAAGAACCCACUGCCCCAGGGCAGAAGCCAUGCCGGACUCAGAGGCCUGUUGUCAUCCACACCGCCUGUCCACACUUAGCUCCUCCUGCCUCCAGGAGAGGUGACAUGGCCUAGGACAGUGAGUGGGGAUGUUUGGACCCUAGAAUGUUCUCAUGUCAGUAGAGGGCCCGUGGUGCAGCAGAGAGAGCCCAGGCUUUUAGAGUCAGAGGGAACUGGGUUUGAAUCCAAGGUCCAGGUCUCCAAGGCUGUGUGGCCUUCAGUAAGGACCUUAAUGUCUGCAAGCCUCCAUUUCCGUCCUGCAACAUGGCGGCAGCAAUUCCCACAUCGCAGGGUGGCCGUGAGAGUCAGUGAUCAUACAGCAGGUGCUCACGUCUUGUUUCUGUUCCCAGCGUCACCAGUGGAGGGUUUCUGGGUGCAGAUCCAACCACCUCAGCCUGGGGGACAGAAUUCACACCAGUGAAUGGAAGUUACCAGGCCCCACCUCAAACUGUUGACAUGGUGGCGGUGAUCCAGGCCGCGCUGGUCUUCAUCACCCUGGUCGGGCUGCCUGGAAACGCAGCCAUGCUCUGGAUCCUGGGCUUCCGCAUGCGGAGGAACCCCUUCACUGUCUACAUCCUCAACCUGGCUGGAGCAGACUUCCUCUUCCUCUCCUUACAGAUUGUGUAUUCCCUGGUGAAUCUCGGCAGCGUCCUCCACUCCGUCUCCAUGUCCAUCUCCAACGUUUUGACCACUGUGUGGACCUUUGCCUACAUCGCAGGCCUGAGUAUUCUCAGCACCGUUAGCACCGAGCGCUGCCUGUCCAUCCUGUGCCCCAUCUGGUACCGCUGCCGUCGCCCCAGAUACUCAUCAGCUGUCAUAUGUGCCCUGCUCUGGGCCCUGUCCCUGGUGCUGAGCGUCCUGGAGGGAAAGUACUGUGGCUUCCUGUCUAGGGAUCCUCACUACCAUUGGUGUCGGGUACUUGAUUUGAUCACUGCCACGUGGCUCAUUUUCUUAUGUGUGCUUCUCUCUGGGUCCAGCCUCACCCUACUGACCAGGUUACUGUGUGGCUCCCAGCGAGUGCCCCUGACCAGGCUGUAUGUGACCAUCGUGCUCACGGUGCUGGUCUUCCUGCUCUGCGGCCUGCCCUUCGGCAUGUACUGGUUCCUCUUAAUCUGGGUUUACCAUGGUGUUGAUGUGUUCCCCUUUCUUCAUCUGUUUACAACUGUCCUGUCCUGGGUCAACAGCAGUGCCAACCCCAUCAUUUACUUCUUCGUUGGCUCCUUUAGGCGGAGGCAGCGGGGGCGGACCCUGAAGCUGGUUCUCCAGAGGGCUCUGCAGGACUCUCCCGAGGCGGAGGGAAGCGAGGGCAGCCUUCCUCCGGAAACCCUGGAGAUGUCCAGAAGCAGUCUGGUGUCCCGAUGAUGUGGGCCCUGAUACCAGCUCCCUUACAUUCAACCCAGCAUCUAUGGGGUUAAAACCCAAAGCGCCCAUCCCCUUCCUCUGCUUCUCUAAGUUACAGUCAUAUGUAAAUGUCAGUUUUUAAACCUUUAUAUCCCUGAACUUCACAGACAAAUAGAACUUACAAAUUGUUAGAGUCCAGGUAGCCUCAUGCUAACAUUUUGGCUAGUUACAGGUCCUUUGAAGUUUUGCUACAGGGAAACUGAUGCCCAAAGAGUAUCAAGAAACUGAAGCUUCCCAGACCUCAACCCCUCAGCUUCCUGGCACCAGAAUCUGCCAUCCACCAUGGAGGCAGAUGGCCAAGGACAUCCACCUGCAGAUUCCCUCAUCAUGCCAUUCCCCUCCCUGUAAGCAGCCUCACAAAGCCAAACGCAGGCUGGUGGGAAAGUGGGACCUGCAAGGCCACCUGCUCCCCCUCCCCCACCUAAGGCCUCAAAUAAAAACCCCUGCCUUUUUUCCUCUGAAGAGGUGGAUCUGAGUUCUAACCAACUCCCAUCUCCUCGUCUGGCUGCCUUUCGAUAAAACUCUUUCCUUACCUCAAGCCUGGCAUUCCCAUUUUUAUUUUGGUCUCUCUCUCGUGUGGUGGGUUAGAGAGGCUGUGUUUGUGGCCGGUAACACUGACUCAGUCUCCGCUUUGGUCAGACUGAUGUGGCUUUCAAGGCCAACUUUGUCCCUAUCAGUUUGGGAGGUUUUACUAACUUCUGUCAGCCUCUGGGCUCCUGAUCUUAAACGGCGAGGAUAAGAAUCCUCCUCGUGAGGAUUAAGGGAGACAGCGUAGCCUCUCCAGGCCGCCUUACCCAGGACCUUCCCCCAUCCCCACGGGAGCUUUGCCAACCCUGGGGUCCCAGACUGCUCCCACUUUUGAAGAACUCCACUUUCUGCAGAGGCUGAAAGCAGUGCAGGAAAAGUUUAGAUGCCUUCACUCACUGCGCCUGAUAAGGACUACAAGAACAUUACAUUUUUGAUGAGUUUUUGUGGCCACUUUCCUACAAUCUGUCUCAAUAAAAUUAAAAGAAUUAAAGUUCCAUCUGACCCCAAAGAUCAGUCUUCCCUGAUUUUGGCAGGCCUUAGAGGAUCUCCCUAGCUUCAUAAAUGUUUAUGGAAUAAGUGACCUAAUGAAUGAAUAAAUGGUGAACUUUGAAGUCAAGUCUGUGCCAAAUCUCCAUUUACCAGAUUUGGGUCACCAUCUCUAAGUUUCUUUCUUUCACCAUUUUCAACUGUUUUUUUUUUUUAAAGAUUUUAUUUUUUCCUUUU
Molecule: messenger RNA, 3627 nt
Organism: Equus caballus (horse)
Lineage: Eukaryota; Metazoa; Chordata; Mammalia; Perissodactyla; Equidae
Gene: MRGPRX2
Product: MAS related GPR family member X2
Biological process (GO): G protein-coupled receptor signaling pathway
Cellular component (GO): membrane
Molecular function (GO): G protein-coupled receptor activity
Source: RefSeq, a predicted model, not a curated record